AUGGUGACCUUUGCAGAGACAACGCAGGUCUCUCCUAUGGAGCUCUGUGAGCCGCCCUGCAUGACGGCGACCCUGUCCCCUGGGCUGCGGAGGAAAAAGAUGCUGUGGCAGAAUGCUGUGAAACACAUCAUUACCCAGCGGGAGCUGAGCGCCCAGGUGGGUGUGGAGCCAGCACGUAAGAUCUUCGUGACAGAUGCCUACAUGGAAGAGAUCAACAAACAAAUUCGUCACAAGGCCUCACGCGGUGGCCCAAAACGCCGAACAUCCUCAUUCAAAAUGAACUCAUCUCAAACCCGUGGCUCCACCAGCACACAUAACAGCGCCAGAACUUCUAUUACUGACUACUCCAGCGAUGCCGACUUCUUCAUUCACUGGGGCCACACAAUUCACGGAGUCUACAUCCCCACCCUGAGGCACACCUUCAAGUCACAUGACCUGGAGACACUCUACCAACAGCACUACACCCACCAACGACGCAACUCUCUGGCCAUCACAAAUGUAAUCGACGCAGUGGCCAAGCUAAAUAUACUGGUACUCUAUCUGGGUCUGGCCCCUGAGGCGGUCACUGACACCCUGCGUGGCUGCCUGACAGGAAUCUUUAUGGUGUUAGCUAUAGCGCUGUGCAUCAUAGUGCUAACUUGCAAAGACUCCAUGACUCCAAGGUGGCUUCGUUUUGCCGGCUUGGCUAGCUGGUUGUCGCAGACCACACAGGUGUUGGGAGGACUGGUUUAUGGACUGGAAAAAGACCCAUCGUGGUAUGUUUUGUUCACAUUGUUUGCCACAUACACGCUGCUGCCGUUACCUCUACUGUGGGCCAUGUGCGCUGGCUCCCUCACCUCAGUACUGCACCUACUGGUGGAGAUAUCGCGCAACUACAAUGACUCAGUGCUUUUGAGAAAGGUGUUUGCCAAAGGCCUGCUGUACCUAAGUAUGAACACAGCUGGCUUAUUCAUCCAUUACCUCACAGACUACGCCCAGAGGCAAGUUUUCCUUGAGACGCGGCGCUGCAUUGAGGGUCGUGUCAAGCUAGAGCAAGAGAACCAAAGACAGGAGCGCCUGGUGCUGUCGAUCCUGCCUCGCUUUGUUGCCUUGGAGAUGAUCGCUGACAUGAGCUCUAUGGAAGAUGAACUAAAUCCUCAGGAGUUUCACAAGAUCUACAUCCACCAGUACAGAGACGUGAGCAUCCUUUUUGCAGACAUCAAGGGCUUCACUUUAUUGUCCAUGAAUCUAUCAGCUCAGGAUUUAGUCCGAACCCUCAACGAGCUCUUUGGACGCUUUGACCGGCUUGCAGAGGAGCACAGCUGCCUGCGGAUAAAGAUUCUGGGAGACUGUUACUACUGUGUGUCUGGAGUCCCAGAGCCACAGCGUGCACAUGCUCAUCAUUGUGUUGAGUUGGGCCUGGCUAUGAUUAGGGCCAUACAGUUUGUGCGUCAGCAGUUGAACUUUGAUAUGGACAUGAGGAUUGGGAUCCACUCAGGCUCUGUCCUCUGUGGGGUUCUGGGUCUUCAGAAAUGGCAGUUCGAUGUCUGGUCGUGGGACGUGGGCAUUGCUAACAUGCUGGAAGCAGGGGGCAUACCAGGACGCAUUCACAUAUCAAGGGCCACGCUGGACUGUCUACAGGGCACCUACAAGACAGAAGCUGGUCAUGGGCACAAAAGGAACGAAUUUCUGCAUAAGCACAACAUCGACACAUUCCUCAUCUGUCCUCAGGAGAGGAGGGGCAAGGUUGACCACACUGAGCCCCCAAAAGUCCUGAAAACGAAUAAAACCUGGAACCAGGAGAUACCAUUUGGACCCAGCAUCGAUAUGAACAGUAUCCUGGCCUCAUUUACAAAUGGCUCACUGCCCAAAAUUUGGCUGUCUACCUCAAAGGAGAUCAACAGACGAAUCAAGGAAGCAAUAGAGGUCCAGAGCAGUGAGCGUAUGCACAGGGAGCACAUCACUCCUCUGACCCUGGUGUUCAAAGACAUGCACAUUGAGGAGAAGUUCUCCCAGAUGAGAGAUGAAAUGUUCAACUCCAAUCUGGUCUGCUCCUUCAUCAUGCUCCUCUUCCUCAUGUCUACACAGGCCCUACUUCCUGCACCCAGGCUCUUCCCAGUCGUCCUCCAGUUCUCCAUCUUCCUGCUCGCCUACAUACUGCUGCUUGUGGUGGCCCUGGCUGAGGAGUUCAAGUGGGCUCCUGCAAGACUGCAACAGUUCUGCUGCUGGAUCCAUGAAAACAACAGUGCCCGAAACCUCCUCACCUUCACCGCCAUCUUCAUCAACUUUGGUGUGGUUUCCACUGACAUGGUGUGGUGCAUCCUCACAGACCGAGGAGAAGCUGAUUUAACGGACAGAUCUAACACAGCUUCGAGUCCCUUCACCCUCUGCACUCACCCCGAGGUGUUUGUUUUGAGUGGAGUGAUUGCCAUGGUGACCUGUGCCGUUUUCCUGCGUCUGAACUCUCUGCUGAAGCUGGCCGUGUUGCUGCUGGCGGUGGCUGUUUACUCCUACCUCAUCCAUCUGGCAUUUCUCUCACUUACCCGCCACGAUGUGCUACAGAGGUCUCAUUAUGUCAGGAGAAAAGGAAUUUCCAUCCUCCUCAUGCUCAUGUUUAUAGUUGCUGUCUUCUACAAUGGACGGCAGUGGGAGGCCACCGCCAGGCUAGACUUCCUGUGGCGUCUGCAGGCCCAACAGGAGGUGGAGGACAUGAGGGAGUUAAGGGAACACAAUGAGUGCCUCUUGCACAACAUCUUACCUCAACACGUGGCGAGACAUUUUCUGGACCGGAGCAACAACGAUGAGGAGCUGUACUCCCAGUCCUAUGAUGACGUCGGUGUCAUGUUUGCCUCCAUCGCUGGAUUCAAUGAGUACUUUGAACAGAAGGAGAUCAAACAUGAGGGAGUGGACUGUCUCCGGCUGCUGAAUGAGAUCAUCGCUGGUUUUGAUGAACUGUUGGAGGAGUCGUACUUCCACUUCGUAGAGAAGAUAAAGACCAUUGGGAGCUGCUACAUGGCCGCCUCUGGCUUAGCUCCAGACAGACAGGCAUCCAUGGAUGAAUGGAAUCACCUGAGUGAGCUGGUUUUGUUUGCGUUGGCAAUGCAAGAGACCCUGAGAGAGAUUAACAGGCUGACUGCCAAAAACUUUCAGCUGCGUGUGGGUAUCGCCCAUGGGCCGGUGGUGGCAGGUGUGAUCGGCGCCACCAAGCCGCAGUACGACAUCUGGGGUUCCACUGUGAACCUGGCCAGCCGCAUGGACAGUACAGGUGUGAGCGGACGUAUACAGGUCCCCGAGGCCACGCGCAAGGUCCUGGCAGAGUGGGGCUUUGUCUUAGAGUUACGAGGAGAGAUCUUUGUUAAAGGGGUGAGCGAGAGUCAGGGGAAAGUCCGCACCUACUUCAUCAGCACCAUGCGCCACAAGAAAGCCAACCUGGGGACAGAUGGCCGCACAGGGGGGCGGACAGGAGGACGCAUGACGCUCGCAGGAGUCGUAUUCGGCCUUGUCCAGGCCAGAAACAAGGAGAAGAUUAGAGAAACCAAUGGGGGGUUCGGCCGGACUCCCUGCACCCUGCAGUGCUGAGGGAAGUGAUGAUUACAGUCACAUGACUACAGGUGGAGGAGGAGGACACCUGCUUUAUACUUUCUCAUGCCCUCCUCUGCUUCCUGUCAUCUGAAAUUAAAGUUCAUGGCUGUAAUGUGCUGAAAUCGCCUUUCAGGAACUCAGGGGUUAUUUAUAGAGCAGAGGUUUUUUUAACUAAACUUAAACAGGACCUAACUGUUUAUCUGACCUCUCUUAUAGUAAGUAUGAGUGUUAGAGCUUCACCGCACUGCAUUCUGCUUUCAUUGCCAUAUCUUCACUUCAAAAACAAUGUGCUCAGUUUAUUUUAUACAAAACAAAAACACCAGGAUGUCUUUCUUCUUUCUUUUUUUUUUGCUGGGAUAAUCCUCCGGCAAAUCCUCAGACCUCUAAGCCAAAACCCAGAACCAGAAUACCUCAAAACAACCAGCUGGACCUCACAUAGACCAAAGGCCUAUACGAUACAGAUUGUUUGUUUUUUUCACUGCGUUUCCUUACAGCGCUCUCUUGUUAUUUCACUUCAUUUUGUCUUAUCUGCUGACGCAUUAUGUCUACUGAGCAACUGUGAUCCAAGGAGUUCAAAAAAACAGCUCUAGUGGGACUUUAGUCACCAUAUUUCUGUUUCUCAUGUCUCAUGUUUUUCAAAUAGAUUCAGCUUGGUGUCA
This is a messenger RNA of Notolabrus celidotus (New Zealand spotty), 4220 nucleotides long. RefSeq names its product adenylate cyclase type 8. Gene Ontology annotation, biological process: intracellular signal transduction; adenylate cyclase-activating G protein-coupled receptor signaling pathway; cAMP biosynthetic process. Lineage: Eukaryota; Metazoa; Chordata; Actinopteri; Labriformes; Labridae. Gene Ontology annotation, cellular component: plasma membrane. The record is from RefSeq and is a predicted model, not a curated record. Gene Ontology annotation, molecular function: adenylate cyclase activity. The transcript is spliced from 20 exons. The coding region runs from base 1 to 3558 and encodes 1185 amino acids.